Molecule: messenger RNA, 543 nt
Organism: Paramecium tetraurelia
Lineage: Eukaryota; Ciliophora; Oligohymenophorea; Peniculida; Parameciidae
Exons: 1
Source: RefSeq, a predicted model, not a curated record
AGAAUUAUUGAAGAAACUAAGUACUAAAUCUUAGAUUAUUAAAAUGUAAAAUAUAACCUUGAAUAGGAUAAAAAUUUUGGUGAGGAGGUGACAAUAAACAUUUAUAAUAAACCCAAGUUUGAGUUGAUUACAUUUUAUCAAGGAGGACUAUAAGACAACAAAUAUGACGGAAAAGGCUUGAUUAAAGAUUGGAUAAAUAACUAUGAGUAUGAUGGAUACUGGAAGGAAGGCAAAAAGGAUGGAAACGGAAAAUUAAAAAUACUAAAUACAGAAGUCUUACUACAAAAUGAAUUUUCAGAAUUGGUUGUAGAAUAUUCAGAUGAUUAUUUAUCAAAAGGAAAAUCUCCUGAAAGUGAGGAUUAUUAAAUAAAAUCAUAUGAGAUAGAAUUUUUUUGGGAUGAAGCUUUGAAAGUCCAUAAACACGAUCGUAAAUAUUUUAUAACAUUUGACAUUUCUAAAUUGUGUAAAAUAUUUGGUAGUAAAUUGAUUGAUCAGCUGCGAAGUAUCAAGAAUUCACUUAGUAAUUGUAGGAAAGCCAGAUGA